CGCAAACUACAAUUCCACCAAUCACUACAUAGGAGCAUUUUAAUCGCAUAUGCAACAUGUCGCGAUCGUCUUGAUUAGAUUAGGGAAUGCUCAUUUACAAUAACUUUGUUUAACAAUUGAUCUUAUUGUACUGGCAACAAUUGCAAAUUAUUGUGCCUUUCUUGUUUAUGUGCUACGCUGUUCGUUGACAUGAGGCGACGAAACGUCGUGAAAAUAAAACUAAGUGCAGUGAUGAAAAGCUGGACAUAACCCUGUAACAAUGAGAUGGAUGCCCUAUUUCUAAAUCCAAAUACAUACAUUCUCUUUAUCUUAAUCAAGGCUGUAUUAUAAUACGAUAGAGGAAGAGUGACAAAGAGCGAGAGAGCGAGAGAGCGAGAGAGCGAAAGAGCGAGAGAAAGAGAGAAAAAAAGUAAACGUGCGCGGUGUUUUUCGAAUUAUUUCGAAACUGUGAUCAAUAUGGGAUUACUAUUCGCCAAGUUGUGGAGUCUUUUUGGUAAUGAAGAGCAUAAAAUAGUUAUGGUUGGAUUGGACAAUGCUGGUAAAACAACCAUAUUGUAUCAAUUUCUGAUGAACGAAGUUGUUCAUACAUCACCUACUAUUGGCUCAAACGUUGAAGAAGUAGUAUGGAAGAAUAUUCAUUUUAUAAUGUGGGAUCUAGGAGGACAGCAGAGCUUAAGGGCAGCUUGGUCCACUUAUUACACAAAUACAGAAUUUAUAAUAAUGGUUAUAGAUAGCACUGAUAGAGAAAGACUCGGUGUAAUAAGAGAAGAAUUAUAUUCUAUGUUAAAUCACGAGGAACUUAGCAAAGCUAAUGUUUUAGUUUAUGCUAAUAAACAGGAUUUGAAGGGUAGCAUGACAGCUGCUGAAAUUUCCAGACAACUAGAUUUAACGUCCAUCAAGAAACACCAAUGGCACAUACAAAGCUGUUGCGCUCUCACGGGAGAAGGACUCUACCAAGGAUUGGAAUGGAUCGUCGGACGUCUUAAGAAGACAUGACGUAUGAGUUAUGAGAGUUUGUCAUAAGUUCAAGAAAAUAAUAAAACUGUAUAAUAUGUGAUUAGCGCGAGUUAGCACGAUUGCUACUUUGAUGGUCGUACAUAAUGGAAAAAUAAUUCUUUCACGUUUAAAGAUAUUUACGUUACUCUUUGUAGUACGACGAUCAAAGUAUAACUGCAUAUACGGAGACAAUUACUAUAGUAAAUGUUUAAUGUAUUUUUGAGAGUGGACGGGCAAGAAAUUUAUUUUCAUUUUUCAUAAAGUAAUAAUACACGCGCGAAAUAAUUGUCAAGAUAUUACGAUGAAUUAACAAUAAGCAUUAAAGUCCAAGUUAAAGAAGAAGAGUAAGGCUAAAAGAUUGUUGUCAUACAUCACAUAGAAAAUAAUAUUUCUCUGUAUUAUAUAAAGUUACAUUAUAGUUUGAUUAUUUCUAAUAGAAUAUGUUAAAUACGCGUUGUUUUUACCUUUAAGUAAUAUGCAUUUUCAACAGUGAUAACUGCCAAGUUUUAUUUCUCGUUCGCGCACAUGUUUCAUAUGUCAUCUCAUUUUUGCAUGUAUAAAAAAAAAAAAAAACAAAAAAAAAAAACAAAGAA
Polistes dominula (European paper wasp) is the source of this 1589-nucleotide messenger RNA. It is a transcript of the gene Arl5, whose product is annotated as ADP-ribosylation factor-like 5. The record is from RefSeq and is a predicted model, not a curated record. Gene Ontology annotation, molecular function: GTPase activity; GTP binding. Lineage: Eukaryota; Metazoa; Arthropoda; Insecta; Hymenoptera; Vespidae.